Messenger RNA from Vicia villosa (hairy vetch), 2114 nucleotides. RefSeq lists its product as uncharacterized. The coding region runs from base 127 to 1530 and encodes 467 amino acids. NCBI's taxonomy places the organism in Eukaryota, Viridiplantae, Streptophyta, Magnoliopsida, Fabales, Fabaceae. The record is from RefSeq and is a predicted model, not a curated record. The transcript has 8 exons.
UUACAAAAAAUCAACAAGUCCCAACCAGACAACAAGCAACAUAGGUUGUUCCUCUCUUCUUCUUCUUCUUCCCACAAUUUCCCAAUCAAAUCAAAAUCAACUCUUUUUCUUCAUCUUCCCUCUCUAAUGGUUCUUCUUCAAUCUUCCAAGUUAACCCUUCCAACCCCAUCUUCUCUCUCUUCCCCUCACACAACAACAACUUCCAUUCUCUUUGAACCCACUACUCUUUCCCUUGCAAUCACUCACUCCAACUCCUCAAUUUCUCUCUUCCCUUCUUAUUCACCUCUCUCUCUUUCCUCCUCUCUUCAAUUUCCACAAACCCUAAUUCCUAAACCUUCUUCUUCCUCCACUUUUCUAAUUCUUCAACAAUCCCCAAAUUCUGCAAACCCUAAUUCUGUUAUCUUUCUCGUUUGUGGACCCCAUCGAGCUGGUUCUCAAAUUCUCCUCCGGUUUUACAUCCUUAAUAGAAUCACCAACUGUUUUUCUAGGGUUAAUCGUAUUUCAUGUGGGUCGCAGAGUGGGUUUCUUCGGUUUGAACCUGAAUUAGGGGUUUUGAUGGAUGCGAAACACGGGGUUUCUGUUAAGGUUGUUGGGUCUGUUAACUAUUUCGCGGUUUAUUCCGUUUCGAGUUUUAAAGUUUGGGUUUUUGCUGUUAAGAUGGUGGAGGAUGAAGAGGGUGGUGGAUUGAGAUUGAUGAAAUGUGCUGUGAUUCGGUGUUCGAGACCGGUUUGGUCUUUGAGUAUUUCGUUUGGGUUUUUGGUUCUUGGAGAAGAGAAUGGGGUUAGGGUUUUUGGACUGAGGAGGUUGGUGAAAGGGAAAAUGGUUGUUAGGAGAGUUGAGAAUUCGAAUUUGAAAUCGGGUUUGAAUAAAUUGCCAAAUGGUGAUCAUCAUAGGAAGUAUAAAGGUGGGGGAGAUCGAGGAGGGAAAACCCGCGGUGGUGUUGAUGGUGAUGAGGCAACCUGUAAUGGUGGAUUGGAGGGGAAGAAUGGAGUUGCUGUAAAGCAAACAAGUGUUAAAUAUAAACAUGACAACAAAGAUGGAGGUGCAUGCUUUUUGGCAUUGAAGGGAAACGAGGCUGAAACAAAAUCCAUGCCAAAGGUAUCCAAAUCUGUAAAGGCUAUUUCCAUUAAGGCUCUGUCCCAAAGGAUGUUUCUGAUCUUGGACUCCCAUGGGGAUUUACAUUUGCUAUCCAUUUACAAUUCUGGCCUUGGAGUAGAUAUCACUGGUCAUGUGAAGCAGCUACCUCGUGUCAUGAAAGUGCAAAGUCUGGCUGUUCAUCUUGAUGAAUCUACAACAUCACAGACUAUCUGGAUAUCAGAUGGAUGCCAUUCUGUGCACAUGUUCACGAUGGACACGGAGAAUGCUUUAAACGAAGCAGAUGAAAAUGAUAGCAAUGAAAAAAAGUCUAUGCAUCUCCCAGUUACUCAAGUUCUUUUCUCUAGUGAGAAGAUCCAAGAUAUCAUUUCUAUAUCUGCAAACUCCAUUCUGAUUCUUGGACAAGGAAGCUUAUAUGCACAUGCAAUUUCCUGAAGUUGCUUCUAUUUUUCAUCUCUUUCAUCUGGAAAUCGAUCAUCUUGACUACCUUGACGAUCUAAUGCAUAAACUUGUGUGGUUCCAGGAUACUUAAUCUUUCAAAGUCCUCUGGUUGUCUCGCCAUGUAGUGCAUCUUUAAGAUACCGGAAACUUGAAAGAUUUUUAUCGGGUUCAUGGGAUUGGGAUUGGUUAAAUAUCGCAGUGGCCGACAACUGUGGUGCUGCGUUAUUCAACAGCUUAAUGUCAUCUGUCCUGCAAAACCUGUCACAGCAAACAGCAAGACUACAUGAUUCACCAACUUGUUUAAUGCCAAUCUUAUGGAGAUUUGGCUGAAAUCAUGGUUUUCUAGCCGAAGAACUGAGCAGGGUUUUGACAUAGAAAGCAUGAUCUUGGCAAUUUUGCUGCUCUGCUUGUUGGACUAGUAUUUAUUUGAUUGCACUUUUCUCAUUCUAGCUUUGUUUGGUUAUAUUUAUAAAAGGUGUUUUGUGGAGUUAAAGAGUUUUAUUUUAUUGUUGAUGUAAUAAUUAAAUUAAUGUUUGAAUUGACUUAUUUGAGUUUAUAACUAGCAUAAUUUUGUGACA